CGAAUUCGCCGCAGAGCUUUCGCCACCGCCUUCGCCGUGGCAGGACAUUGAAAAGGACCUGUUUCGCCGUCGAGGCGCCAGAACAAUUCGUGCCGCGCGCGCGUUCGUGAGCGCCAAAAAUUGAGAACACUCAAAAAAAAACAGUAAUCAAGACAUAAAAAAGGUGGUUAUCCUUCUCAACGGAAAUCCAAAGAGAUUGAAAAUGAUGCGACCCCGCUGCCUGGUGUCCUUUUUGGGACUCUGCCUGGUUAUAAGCCUAGGAAUGCGCUGCGAUGCUAGAGCCGUAAACGUGAGCAACACCUGGACAAUGCCGCAGGAGGGUCUCAAUGUCUUCUAUCGCUUCUUCCGCGAUCGCAUAUCCUGGUUUGAGGCCGAUGCCGUGUGCCAAUUUCAUCAUGCCAAUCUUGUGACGGUCGACAACAGUUUUCAAUUCGAUGCAACGCGCGACCUGCUGAGGGAAUUGGAUGUGAACGACAUCGUUUGGAUUGGUCUCAUGCGACCGCAGAACUCGGAUCGUUUCAUGUGGUCGAACUCCCGGCCCUUGGUGGCCGAUACCGGAUACUGGGCCGAAUCCCUGCCCCUGAUGGAUGCUCCCCUCUGCGCGGUCAUUGAUCCCAUCCGUGAUUACCGCUGGCACGCCCUCCGAUGCGGUGGACCCGAAACGGCCUCCUUUCUCUGCGAAAUGCCAGUUCCCAGCUGGGCAGACGCCUGUAUUCUGAAGGACAUGCCCAACCUGACCAUGCAGUACAUGGCCGACACGGCCAGCAUCGAGCUCAUCCGCAACUGCCAGGAGGAGGGUCUUUUGCGACACACCUGCAAGGGCAAGGAGGAUCGUGAGCCUGCCAUCCGCCAACUGAUCUGCCCCAAGGAGCGUCUGGAGGCGCAGCGCAUCAACGACAUCACCAGCUCGCACUUCAAGUCGCUGCAGAUCAUUAACAACAUUCGCACCGACAACAAGGAGAACAACGACAUCGAUCUGCUGCCCAACUACGGACGGCGAUCCGGAAUGCCCCUUAAUAUCGAGGUGGCGCCACCAGUGCCACCCGUUUCCGUUUCCGUUCCCGGGCUGGGCGAGCUGAUGCAGGCGGAUGCACCGGGUGCGGUGUCGCUAUCGGGACUGUAUCGCAUUCCCGAUUUGGUGCCCAAGCCGGUAAAGAAGGCGGCCAAGAAGGUGAUCACGCCGGACUUUGCCAAGAAGUUGCAGGGCAGCCAGCAGCAGCAGCAGCAACACAGCCAACAGCAGCAGCAGCAACAGAAGUCGCGCAAAUCGCUGGUGCAUCAGCACGAGGAGGAGUUGAUGAUGGGCGACCAACCGGCACUCAGCGAGGAGCAACUGCCUCCGGGCAUGGAUAUGGGUAUGCACAUUCCACUUAACGAGGAUGACAGCAAUAGCGAUGCCUCCAACGAGAUAUUCGAGCAUUUGCCGCACAAGAAGAAGAUCCUGCCGCAGGACUUGCGCACCAUGUCGCCGAUUGUUGAGGCGGAUGUGCCUUUAACGGCAGCAGCAACAACAACACUGAAGACCACCACCUUGGCGCCACCGGCAACAGCAACAGCAACAGCAACGGCAACAACCACAGCACCAACACAGAAGACAACAACAACGGCAAGAGCAACAACAACAGCUGAAGUGGCAACCACACCAAAGGCGGUCGAUGCCACAAGUUCACAGGCGCCAACAGCAGCAACAACAACAGCCAGAGGGCCAACAACAACGAUUAGAACCACCACCACGACAACAACAACAACAACAACAACAACAACGCCCCGGCCAGAGGAGACAACAACAUCAACAACCCGGAAACCGGAACCAACAACAAUGCUUGCACCACGAACAACAAAAGCAGCAGCAACAGUAGCAGCAACUUCUUCGAUGGCCACCACACCAACAACAACAGCAUCAUCAGCUGCCACACCCACAACAACAACAACAGCCAGUCAUGCCACGCCUACCGACAACAGCAACAACAUGGCCCACCCCAUUCAUCCCUCGCAGCAGCAGCAGCAGCAACACCACCAGCAACAGAUAUUGCACGAAGGUUCCACGCUGCAGCAGCAACAUGCAACGCACGUCAAUGAGUCCGCCGACAAUACGCGCUUUAUACCGCCAAUGCUGCUGGUGAAGUCGCACUAUGUGCCACCGACGAAACAUGCCAGCGAGCAUGCAACCACAACAACACAAGCAAUGACAACAGCAGCAGCAGCAGCAGCAGUAGCAACAACAACAUCAGCCAAGGCGGACUCGCAGCCAUCAACAGUCACGUCAUCGAAGAAGCCGACAGCAGCAACACCAGCAACAACAGCAGCAGCAGCAGCAGCAACAACACCAAGAGCAGCAGCAGCAGCAGACACACUGGCAACAUCAACCGUGACAGCGACAACAGGUGCAGCAGUGGAGAUGACAACAAGCGUGAAAGUAGCUGAAGACACCGCAGCAACAUCAGCAACAACGGCAGCAGCAGUAAUUGCCAGUGAAGCGCCAGCAGCAACAACUAUUGGUAAUGAAAUCAAGUCGAAUGCCACAGCAGCAACACCAGCAGCAACAGCAACAGCAGCAACAGCAAGAGCAAGAGCAACUACAACAACAACAAAAAGACCCAUUCCCAAGCCAGUGAGAUUCACCAUAUAUCCGCAGAACGUUGGCUCCUUCAAGGUGGAUAACAACGGCAUGGGCAGCCCCGAGGAGGAGGACGACCAGGACGAGUUUGGCCAUUUGGACGCCGAGGCGGCCACAAAGCGACACAACUUCCUGGAGGAAACCGAGGCGCCAUUCAAGCCAAAUCGACGACGCUCGCUUACCAAACCGGAAACGGUUAGCUAUUUCAAGAAGAUCUUGGGCUAAAAACCCCUAGAGCCGCAAUCCGCACUUGCAACACCGUAAACCGUAAACCGUAAACGUAAUCGUAACAGUAACUAAACUGUUAAUCCAUAAAUAAGAAAAAGAAAAAAAAAGAAGAAAAGUAAAUGGUACACUCCCUGCAGAAAGGUAAUUGGUCUCCGAAAAUCAGAGUAAAUUGAAACAGCUGAGCCGCUGGCCAUUUCCUCCUUUGGAAAUCCCCUUCCCAAGACCCCAUAUCCACAUUCCGGCCAAAAGUUUGUGGAAGCUACAGCUGCCCAAAAAUUUUGUGUCCCCGGCAGAAAUGCAGGAAAUCCAACCGGAAACCCAAAAGAAAACUCAACUCAACACAAGUCGUCUCGACUCCAGUUGCAAGUACCGAGAUAUGUCAAUUUUUCAACGGCAGAAAUAAAAAGGAAAACGAAAGAAAAUGCAAACAAAUAAAGAACGCACACUCAAAAGCAGAUACAGAUACACUGAAAGCCAGAGAAAGUGCGAAUCUGUCAGGUGGGGAGAAAGCAAACUGAAAAUGUUGGAGAUUCAACUGGAAAAGCAGGGAGUGUGUGCGAUGCAAAGGCCAAAUCUAAAGUACGAUAAAUACUAAAAGAAAAGUGUUUACAAACGUAUACAUAAGGCGUCUGUUUUGGAUUUCCAUUUGCUUUGCCUACAAGCGACUUGUGGUCACACUGGUCUAAAAGGGGAAAAACUACAAAACGAUGUGUGCAAAGUGCAGGCAAAAUGCGAAAAUUAAAUAAAACACUUUAAAGCACAUGUUUCGCUAUUAGCCUUCUACUUUGUUUGAUAUUCUAGAAUUAAAUUUAAAUUGAAAUUUCUAAAAGCCUUCCUAAAUGUCUUUGUUUUUACCAACAUUUUAACCAAAAUUAGAGCUUUCAUAAGAUGAAACAAAUUUUGACUUAACUAAACAUUAAUUUACCUUUUUACUUUAAUUGGAUUUCUAGAAUAUAAUUAAAUAAAAUCCAAUUCUUAUUCAAUUUAAAUGUCUAAAAGCCUUCCGAAAUGUCUUGGUUUUCUAACAUUUUUAACAAAAUUAGAGCUUCCAUAGAAUGAAACCAAUUUUGGCUAAACUAAACAUUAUUUUAAAUAAAUUUUCCCUAGUAAGAACUUGGAACUUCAUUUAAAUCCAUAAAAGGUUUCACUUGCCACACUCUUUUUUUUUUUUUUUUUAAUCUUUAAGCAUUGCAAGUGACUUUCAAAAGCGAAUGAAAAUCCAAAACGGCAACCGCCAUGCAAAUUACAUAUUUACCUAUAAAUUAUGAACGUAUGAAAUAGAUGUUGUUUUUUUUUUUGGUGUACUAAAAUAGUCAAAUACAUAAUGUGUAAGUGAAGAAAGGAAAAACAGAGCUGGUUUUCGUCAUUUCUAAAUGUUGAGAAAAUUACUUCGAAUGAUUGCGGCAAAUUGGCGGAGCGGAGAAGCGUAAGCGAAUAUAAAAUGAAAAAUGUGUUGCAAGGAACGAGCACACUUAAGAUUAAGCUAAAAUUUAACGAAUCAAAGAGAAAACCCAAAGAGGAAAAUAAAACCGAAAAAAGGUGGAAACGGGCCCCCAAAUGACACGGAAAAAAGGCCGAAAAAAAAGGAAGCACUUGAUGUAGAGAAUUAUUUGUAGGUACUUGAGUAUUUGAGAGCAGCGGGCAGAUUAAUACGGUCCCGUUGGGUCGCUCUAAAAAAAAACCAAAAAACAUGCAGUAAAAUAGUAUAAAUGUAAACCAAAUAAUGAAUUAUGAAUAAAAUAAAACCCUUUCAAGAAAU
This is a messenger RNA of Drosophila subpulchrella, 4604 nucleotides long. RefSeq names its product proteoglycan 4. Bases 203 to 2842 code for a protein of 879 amino acids. The record is from RefSeq and is a predicted model, not a curated record. Lineage: Eukaryota; Metazoa; Arthropoda; Insecta; Diptera; Drosophilidae. The transcript has 7 exons.